UCUUUAACGUAGGGACGCUCUUGUCCUGGUGACCUGCUGCCAUACAGCUGGCACCUGCCUCCUCUACAUCCAUUGGUUCUGUUUUGAGCCGGGGGGCCUGUCCAGAAGAACCAACAGUAGAUCCUGCAGACACGAUCCUUGGCCCAUCGCCAACGCCAUCCGAACCCUCCAUCUGUGGCAAGUCAUCGGGUAACGAGGCAAGGCACCCCUGGAUCAUCUCCACCACCCUCUCCAGAUGUUUCUGGAACCUCUCAGCUGUCUCUAGCCUCUGUCUCUUCUGCACCUCCAUCAUCACCCUCAAUGUCUCCCUGGCUUGAUGUGGCCUGUACUCAUUUAUCAGGUGGUGCAUGUGUACAAACAGAAGCUUCAAGUCCUCCAGCUUCUCCUCACGCUUGAUACUGCCGGGGCUUUUGAUAAGGAUGUCCAGCAGGUCCAGAAAGUUCACAAGAAUGGACAUGUUGAGCUUCUUAAGCUCCCGUUUGUGGUCAAACUGCAUAGGAUGGAGCCUCUCAAUGCCCUGGCUCUCCAGCGGCCGGAUGAUGAGUUCAUCGCACUGGAACUGGUUGCCAAACAUCAUGUAGCUGUCUCUGAUGGGUGGAGGGGGCUUAGGAGCCAGACCCUUGCGGAUGUUUUCAUCGGUGUACUCUUUGAUGUACUGCAUAGGUGGAGGAGGCAGGGCACUAACCUGCUGUGGUUCACCCAUGAUGCUGACCUGAAACAGUAACAAAAAUGUGAAAAUCAGUUUUCUUUACCAAGCGAUGCAAAACAAGUUCUUUGCUUUUUUUAAUAAGAAAUCAGUUGCAUUUUGUAUGCCAGUUGUGAAUUUAAAUAAACCACUUUAGGUUUCAUCUAUACAAUUUUAGCUGUACUGUAAGUACUUAAAAAGCGUCAUGUCUAAAAGCUAAAAAAAAGUGUUAUACAAAAGCACACAAGUUGAGCAACACUCCAGGCAAAUAUGUCGAGAGUACAAGUACUCAUUGCAAAGAAAGGCAUCAGUAUUGAAAAGUACUUCAAAGCAGUAAUGUGUUAAGUAAGCUUCACAAAACCAUUCAAAUGUGUUUAAAUACAACAUGUCUACAACGUUAGCCAAUUUAAAUUUAGUCAGUUUCUACCUUUGAGGGGAAAAAAACUUUAAAAGUUGUGCUUUUGCCGACAACCGAGGCUACAUACGUCCGCUUCCAUUCGCAGAAGCGGUAAGAUCUUCCCCAUAAUAAGUAUGCAUGAACAAAGUUAGCAUGCUAGUUGUCAGACAUGGUGAGGGCUAACGUAAUGAGCGAGCGAUGCUAGUUACGUUAGCGCCCAGUUAAUGGUCCUAACAAUUGGUGAGCACGUACUAUCGAUAACUAAAACAGUAUUCACGUUGUCGAAUGUGUAUCUCAACAUACAACUAGAUGCACUUAGGUGUUAGCAGAACCACUGUGGUUCAGAGGAAGAAUGUAGCUAACUAGCUAUGUGGCUAGUAUUGGGCUAGCAGUACCUCUGCCAGCCUCUGCUACCUAGCUUCGUUACGUCGGUAACAUUGCCACAAACUAAGCGAAUGACAAAAAGACAGCGACGAUUCUACUACGCACCUCUUAAAACGACUCCUUAGUUGCUGAAUGUAGACCUUAGAUAUGAAAUGUCACAGAAAUAUCUACGCUCAUGACUAGCUUAGCUCCUUCCAUUCACUGACGUCACCGUUCGUCUCUGCUCCAAUCCCAUUGGCUGAAGUAUACUCGUGACGACAUGUGGUCGUGCGGAUUGGGCUGUACCUGAACAACACACUAAAAACUGAGUAGUCUUAAUAUUUAGAAGCAUGACAAACGCAGAGCCGGCUGGACAAAUGUUUUUUUGUUUAUAAUGCCAUGGUUGUCUUGUAGUGAUAAAAGCGUCAUUCUUAUGGUGAUGGUGGGAUGCAACGUAAAAAGGGUGAUUUUAAAGGGAACUUUGAUAAAAAAAUCUCAACAAAAGAAGAGAACAUCACCAUGCAACUACAAAGAGAGGUUUUUUGUAUUGGACACCCAAGACCUGAAGUACUCUGAACGCCGCCCAGGAAGAAAGCCCUUGCUGAAAGGUUGCAUCGAGCUGUCCAGAAUCAAAUGUGUGGAGAUUGUGUGUAGCGAUCUUCCCAUACCAUGCAACUACAAGUACCCUUUUCAGGUUUUUCACAACAACUACUACCUCCACAUCUUCGCCCCGGACAAUGAUUGCCGUCAGAGAUGGGUCAGAGCUCUGAAAGAGGAGACGAAGCACAACAAUUUGGUCACUAAAUACCACCCAAACUUCUGGAUGGAAGGAAAAUGGAGAUGCUGCCAACAAACAGAGAAACUGGCGACAGGCUGUCAUGUGUAUGACCCAGUGGGUUAUGCUUCUAAAAAACCACUUCCUCAACUCCCUGAUCCAGAGAUGGGACUGCAUGAUGAAGAACAGAGCGUGGUCAUCGCCCUGCAGGACUACAAACCGCUCAAAAACGACGACUUGCCCCUUCAGAAAGACCAGGAGUACACCCUGAUCAACAGCUGCCACUGUGACUGGUGGGCCGUACAGGACGACAAGGGAAACACAGGCUUUGUACCCAGUAGGUACAUAGCUGAAAAAUCUGGCAACAACUUUCAGAGAUUUGAAUGGUACAACAAAAACAUAACCAGAGGGGCUGCAGAGGAUUUGUUAAUGAAACAGGGAAAAGAAGGCGCCUUCAUGGUGCGUGACUCGAGACAGGCAGGAGUCUACACAGUGUCAGUCUUCACCAAAUCACCGGGGUCCAAUGGGGAGAAGAAUCCAAGAGUGAAACAUUAUCAAAUUAAACUGACAGAAACUGGUGAGGCCAGGUUCUACCUGGCAGAGAAGUACCUGUUCAGCACCAUUCCUGAGCUCAUUCAUUACCAUCAACACAAUGCUGCCGGCCUGAUAACUCGUUUGCGACACCCAGUACCUCAAGAUGGAGGCUGCUCUCAGGACAUCGCUGAUCCCGCAGAAGAUCAGUGGGAAGUGGACCCUGAGGAGCUGACCUUGGGUCAGGAGUUAGGCAGCGGCCAGUUUGGUCUCGUGCUGGAAGGGAGGUGGAGGGACAAGAAGGUGGCCGUGAAGACGAUAAGAGAAGAGUGCAUGUCAGAAGAGGAAUUCAAAGAAGAGGCGAGAGUCAUGAUGAGACUGUCCCAUUGUAAGCUGGUUCAGCUCUACGCCGUGCGCACCCAGUGUUCCCCCAUGUGUAUGGUGUUUGAGUUCAUGGACAACGGCUGCCUGUCAGACUACCUGCGAGCCAGGAAAGGGCGUUUGUCUCAGGAAACGAUGUUGGGGAUGUGUCUGGAUGCCAGUGAGGGGAUGGCUUACCUGGAGACCUCCAACUUCAUCCACAGAGACCUGGCUGCCAGGAACUGUCUAGUUUCAAAGAACAAUGAGGUGAAGGUGUCUGACUUCGGUAUGACCAGGUUUGUGCUUGAUGAUCAGUACACGAGCUCCCAGUGCUCCAAGUUUCCCGUCAAGUGGUCGUCGCCAGAGAUCAUCAAGUACUGCAAGUUCAGCAGCAAGUCCGACGUCUGGUCAUUCGGUGUGCUCAUGUGGGAGGUGUACAACGAAGGCCGUCUUCCUUAUGAGAACCGCUCUAAUGGUGAAGUUGUGGAGUCCCUGAACAAAGGCCUGAGGCUCCUGAAGCCACGCUUGGCCCCAGACGCCAUCCACCUGCUCAUGGAGUGGUGCUGGAAGGAGAAACCAGAAGAUCGUCCAUCCUUUACUCUCCUCCUACAUGAGUUGGCCUCCCUCUCAGACCUGUGAAGACAAGAUCUGAGGUUGAAAACUAUGAAAACAGCUAUUUAUUUUAUUUGUUGAUGUAUUACCGAUUGCUCGUCAAAUGUCAGUGACAUUGUCUUGGUUAAGAUGAUUACAAAACACAAGAUAGUUUAAAAUUCCUUGAUUUUGCACUUUAUCUGUUUCCUACUGUAUCUCUGUAUACAGUAUAUUCCUGAGAAGGCUCACACAGCCCGUUCACACAGCUACUGCUGCUUACUGCAUGUUUAUAUUAAAGUUUCAAAUAUUCUACAAGGCUUCUAUACAUUAAACAGGUGAGGUGGUCAACGGGUGAAACCAUUGAUAAUUAAAUGGAUCCAUUGUUGUACCUGUUUUUUUUUUCUCACAUACGUUUUCUGCAUAUUUUCAGCAGUACACAAUAAUGAAACUCUUCAAACCGCUGCACAAUACAAUCCUCUUCCGUGCUAUUCAAGUGAACACGUAGCAACAAAACAGGUGAAUGAUCAAUCUCCCCCUGUCAGUCCACCGAGCCAGGCGUUGUGCUCUGCAGGUGUAGUGGCCAAAGAUGGAACUACCACGUUAUGAUCUCUGGCCCAGAAAGACCUACACACAAUAUCUGCAUAAGGUGGAUUUUAACAUCUACUACAACAGAAACAAAUAUUUUGAAGAAAAUUCCCUGAUCAUCAUGCAUAUCUAAAAGACUAUUUCAUCCUAUAGAACCUAUUUUAAUGUGGGCAAGCUGUUAGGAAAGUGUAGCCAUAGAAAGAUAAGAAGCACAUGGCUUAUGAGCACAGAUGUAUUAAUAGGAAGAUGUAUUCAUGCAUUGGAUGAGCACCUUUAAUUUCACUGAGUUCAUCCAUGCAGCCAACCAUUAACUCAAUAAACCAAUCUGCCAGUCAUCUAGCCAGUCACUGAACCAACAAACAUCAUAACAACAUAAUAAUGAUAAUAAUUGAAUAUGUGGGUUAGCCUAUAUAGCGCAUGUACAAUAUACAUAGAAGAUACGUUAAUCAUGCCCUCUGGUAAGUUCUAUACGCAUUUGAAAUGAUCAAAUGUUAUUUUUUUUUUCAAAGAAAUAUAAGCACAAGCUAAACACAAUUAUAGCUGUAUGAUUUAUUAGGAAUAAAAUAACAAGUGGGGCAAUAUGGACCCAAUAACAUCUUGCCACCAGGGGUCUGAGAGUACUUUUUAGUUUUGUCCAGUAUCAUCACUUUAUGUAGUCAAUAAAACAACAUUUAUAUACACUAUAUGGCAGUAAUAUAUUAAGAGUGUAUUUAUGUUUUAUUUUCCUUUCCCAACUCAAAUGAAUAGAAUCAACAUGUCGGUGUGUGUGUGUGUGUGUGUGUGGGGGGGGCUCGCCAUCAUCUAUCACUCCGCUGUGACUGUCCCUUUAAGAAAAUGCACUUGCAGCCAUUU
This is a messenger RNA of Anarrhichthys ocellatus (wolf-eel), 5139 nucleotides long. RefSeq names its product IL2 inducible T cell kinase (gene itk). NCBI's taxonomy places the organism in Eukaryota, Metazoa, Chordata, Actinopteri, Perciformes, Anarhichadidae. The record is from RefSeq and is a predicted model, not a curated record. Gene Ontology annotation, molecular function: ATP binding; protein tyrosine kinase activity; protein binding. The transcript is spliced from 18 exons. The coding region runs from base 1840 to 3750 and encodes 636 amino acids. Gene Ontology annotation, biological process: intracellular signal transduction; protein phosphorylation.